AUGUCCAGCCCCAUCUGGUCAGAUCGAAGCGCAGCAACCUACUCAUCGACCCUGAUUCUACCCAGCGCACAAGACUCGAAGCAACCCCGGAAUAUAAACUACAGAACGCCCCACGGCUUCGACAAGCUCCUCCAUCACGAACCAGAAGCGGAAUCUCCCCCAGCACACCCAAGACGCCUCUCUACCCAAUCCCGCUACCACCUCCACGUCCGCCAACAACCCAUAGCAGCACGAGCCUGCGGCGCAGGCGACCGACACCGCCGCCCCGUCAACCCACCCCCAAUUGUCCAGAUUCUCCUAAAAGACUUCGACUCCAACUCCCAAGAAGACAGCGAUAUCCUCCAAGACCCCCGCUUCACAGUGGGAUGCCUCCUCUUCCCCGUCUCUCCCCAAUCACCAUGGUCCGAACUCACGGGAUCAGAUAUCCGAGAUCUAGAUCGAGACCGAGAGAAAGAUAGAGAAAAAGACCGAGAUACAGACGGUGUCGCCAGAACAGACGACCCCUUCUCAACCCUCCUUCUCUCAGGAAAAGCCUUCAUGUCCCCCUUCUACGUCGAAGCAGACCCAGACCCAAACUCUGCUCCCCCACACCCAUCCUCAAUAAACGAUCCUCGUCUCUCCAGCCCGUCAGACGCACACAACCACCCCUCCGUGCGCCUCCACCAACCUGCUACAUUCUUUAUUUUUGCCGAUCUCUCCAUCCGCUCCGCGGGUCUAUACCGGCUCCAGUUCCGCCUGAUGAAUUGGGGUUCUGUUGAGGAUACGAGUCAGUCGAUGCCGAUCCUUGCGGAGGCGUGGUCGGAUCCGUUUCGGGUUUAUCCUGCGAAGGAUUUCCCGGGGAUGCGGCAUUCCAGUAUUCUUGCGGAGGGGUUGAAGGAGCUUGGCUUUGUGGAGUUGAAGAUUAGGGGACAUGGGAAAGGGAAGGGGAAGAAGAGGCGGUGA
This is a messenger RNA of Penicillium arizonense, 942 nucleotides long. Its product is annotated as velvet factor family protein. The record is from RefSeq and is a predicted model, not a curated record. Lineage: Eukaryota; Fungi; Ascomycota; Eurotiomycetes; Eurotiales; Aspergillaceae. The coding region runs from base 1 to 942 and encodes 313 amino acids. The transcript has a single exon.